Molecule: messenger RNA, 2585 nt
Organism: Lycium ferocissimum
Lineage: Eukaryota; Viridiplantae; Streptophyta; Magnoliopsida; Solanales; Solanaceae
Product: U-box domain-containing protein 1-like
Exons: 1
Coding region: 426-2474 (682 amino acids)
Biological process (GO): cell surface receptor signaling pathway; protein ubiquitination
Cellular component (GO): nucleus; cytoplasm
Molecular function (GO): ubiquitin-protein transferase activity; protein binding
Source: RefSeq, a predicted model, not a curated record
AAAAUCCAGUUUUAGCAGCUAGAAUAGGACAAUCCUACAUGGACUAAAAUAAAAUAAAUCCAAGGGAUGUUUGAAUAAGAAAGUUCGGCCAUCAGCAGAUAAAAGCAUUUACACGGCUCUCUCUAUCUCAUUUGACAUAUACAUAUUAUUAUUAAAAUGGACUACAAAAUUAGCCAAAGGAAUUAUAGUACAACCGGCAGCCUAGUAUGUCCUCCAAAUGGCAGCAAAUUAAGACUUUUGCCUUCCCCUUCAACCAGCCAUCUUACUGUCACCUACACAGAACAGUACAAGCAGAAAAAGUCAAGAGUUCAUGACUUUUAAUAUAUUUUUCCCCUUGCAAAUUUUUUGAAAGUUUCUACAGCUAACUAAUAAUCUAAAAUAUUGCCGAGUCACAAAACGAUACAUAUUCAACGCGUUGUCUAAGCAUGAAUGAACUUCAACUUCCACUAAUUGUCCUCUCUGGAUUUCUCCCAACUGGGAAUUUGCUAGAGGAACUUAUUCACAUCUCUAACGAAGUAUUUUCAAUGGAAAAGAUCCCAUUUGUACAGGUUAAGAACAUUUCAACAAUGGUAAGAAGGAUCAAAAUUCUUACUUCAUUGUUUGAAGAAAUUCAAGAAACAUCAUCCAACGCAGUACUUCCACCAUCCGUCAUUCUCUGCUUGGCUGAACUUUCAUCUGUCAUACAAAAGGUAAAGCUCCUCGUAGAAAGUUGCAAAGAGGGAAGCUCUUUGUGGAACCUCAUGCAAACAGAAUUGAUAUCCAACCAAUUUCAUGCGCUCAUGAAGGAGAUGGACAAGGCACUUGACAUUUUACCCCUGAGAUUACUUAAUGUGACUGUUGACACCAAGGAGCAAGUGGAGCUGCUUCGAAAGCAGGCGAAAAGGGCUGAUUUGUUCAUUGAUGAACGAGAAAUUCAGAAAAGGGAAGAGAUUCUCAAGUUGAUGGCUACUAACGGUGACAGGAAAAGCAAGAACAAAGGCCUCAUUGACUUUGAGAGAGUGAAAGAGAGUUUCAACAGCAUUGGUUUGAGAAGCUCAUUGGACUAUGAGGAAGAGAUGUCAAAAUUAAAGACAGAAGCUGAGAAACAGGCAGGCACGGGUGGUCUUACCGCCAUCUCGAAUAUCAACAGCCUAGUAUCCUUGAUCUCCUUGUCAAAAACUGCAAUACUGGAAGAAGAACACCUAAUGAUUAAGAAAAAAUUGAAGCAGCCAGCAUCAAUGAGUAUUCGUCCUGAACAAUCCUCGUGUUAUUCAGUGGUUCCCAACAUCCCUGAUGAAUUCCGCUGCCCAAUUUCACUCGACUUGAUAAGGGAUCCUGUGAUAGUAGCAUCAGGGCAUACUUAUGAUCGAAAUUCAAUUGCUCAGUGGAUAUAUUCAGGGCACCGCACAUGUCCAAAAAGUGGACAGAGGCUCAUACAUAUGGCUCUUAUUCCCAACUAUGCCCUGAAAAGUCUAAUCCAUCAAUGGUGCCAAGAGAACAACAUCCCACUAACAGAACCUACAUUAUCUCCUUCAGAUUCAGAAAGUAGCAGCAGUAAGAUAAAGAAAUGUGACAAGGCGAUUGACUACAUUUCUGCUAUUAAAGCUGCCACAGAUGCUGUGAAAAUGACAGCAGAAUUUUUAGUUGGCAAACUGGCAACAGGGUCUCCAGAUAUACAGAGACAGGCAGCAUAUGAGCUAAGGUUGCUUGCGAAAUCUGGCAUGGAUAAUCGCAGGAUUAUAGCUGAGUCUGGAGCUAUUCCCUUUCUGAUGACUCUGCUAGGUUCCCGUGAUCCAAGAAUCCAGGAGAAUGCAGUCACAGCCCUACUCAACCUCUCAAUACACGAGAAUAACAAGAUCCUUAUUAUGUCUGCUGGUGCUAUCGACAGCUUAGUUGAAGUUCUCCAAUCUGGGAAAACAGUGGAAGCGAGAGAAAAUGCAGCAGCAGCAAUCUUCAGCUUGUCUGUAAUCGACGAGUACAAGGUAAUCAUUGGUGCACAUACCAGAGCCAUUCCAGCUUUGGUUGGACUCCUAGGAGAUGGAACUACAACAGGGAAAAGGGAUGCUGCUAUAGCACUUUUUAACCUUGCAGUCUAUGAUGCUAACAGGCCAAGUAUAGUGCUUGCUGGAGCUGUUUCCCUACUCAUUGAUCUUCUCAUGGACGACAAGGCUGGUAUAACUGAUGAUGCCUUGGCGGUUCUUGCCCUUGUCUUGGGCUGCAACGAAGGGCUACAAGCAUUGAGAAAAAAUAGGAUCUUGGUUCCUCUUCUUGUUGAUCUAUUGAGAUUUGGAUCUUCAAAAGGGAAGGACCAUUCGAUAACACUUCUGCUAGGACUCUGCAAGGAUAGUGGAGAGGAGAUAGCGGGAAAAUUACUGAUGAAUCCAAGAAGUAUUCCUUCUCUCCAGAGCUUGGCUGCUGAUGGCUCCCUGAGAGCUCGACGAAAGGCUGAUGCUCUCCUAAGAUUACUUAAUAGAUGCUGCUCCCAAUCUCAGUAACCCGACAGAUGGGAGCAAUGAAUACAUACACUGUUAACAAGAAUGUAAAUGGAUGGAAAUACUUUUCAUAUUAGUUUACUAUUAUUCAACCCUUAUCCCGUUCACCUUAAA